Chilo suppressalis (striped riceborer) is the source of this 1317-nucleotide messenger RNA. Lineage: Eukaryota; Metazoa; Arthropoda; Insecta; Lepidoptera; Crambidae. The record is from the annotation of a GenBank genome assembly.
AUGUCUUCUGUAUUGAAUAAUUUCACCGUUUCCGUUGCAAAAGGUUUAAAACGUCUUAGGCCAAAGAAAGAGCUAUACGAAUCCUUGCUCCCGGGUUGCAGUAACUCAGUUCACAAUAAUACACCGAAACUCAAAAUGGAGAAGUGCCUCAUCGUGUCAAAGGUCACAAGAUACGAAUACGAGAAGCACUGUCACGAGAACAUAACAGACUCUGAAUUGGAAAGGAUACUUCGGAAACGAGGUUCAGACUUCGACUCCCUCCUGCAAAACCAUAAGGAACAGAAAGCGUUCGAGGACAUUGUCGCGAAAAGCCUCAAAGACUUCGGGGUGCAAGUCGAGAUGGCAAGCAGACUGAAAUACAAUGAUGAUCUGAUAAAUUGGUGCGACGUGGUGGUACCGUGUGGCGGUGAUGGAACAUUCCUUCUAGCAGCUUCUAGAGUGCGAGAUGCCAAUAAACCAGUAAUAGGUUUUAACAGCGCCCCUCAUAAGUCCGUUGGAAGACUCUGCUUACCCACAUGGUGUUCUAAUGACGUCAAAGGAGCUUUACAAGCACUAAAGGAGGGUAAAUUCAGAUGGAUGCGUCGCACCAGGAUAAGAACAACGAUACGUUGUGAACAGAAGCUUCUAGAUAAAAUCACACCCAUUGACCUUCACACUCUGCAUUAUAGCAGGUACCCACCGGUAUUGAACCACCACGACAGCGCAGAGACAAGAGAGGCGAGAACCAACUUUAACAACACUAUGGAGCCCAGUACAACACUAUCUUCUAAAGUUCUACCGUAUUUAGCGCUCAAUGAGGUGUUCAUAGGUGAGAGCGUGACGUCUAGAGUUUCGCUGCUCCGACUACAGAUCGACAACGGCAAAUGGACGCACACGAAGAGUUCCGGAUUGUGCGUCACUACCGGAACAGGAAGCACUUCUUGGCAUUUUAGUAUAAAUUGCCUCCGCACCCAUUCAGUAUUGGAGCUAAUGAAGAUUUUAUCCGAAGAGUACGAAGUGAAGUUAGACACGAGUCUCGAGAAGGCGCGUGAAGUCGCAGAGAGAUACAACCAGAAGCUCAUGUUUGCACCAGAUUCUGAGCAAAUAGCCUACAGUGUUCGGGAAUACAUAACGUUUGAGGAAUGGCCCGCCCCCAGAGGACUACGGGUUAGAGACAGAGUUUCAUCGGUGAAAGUCAAGUCGCAUUGCACUGAUGCUGGUUUAGUCGUAGACGGGAGCGUAUCGUUUCCCUUCAACGAUGGAUGUGAAGCAACGCUGGAAGUGCACCCGGAAGACGCGCUCAUGACUGUACAUAUGGACGACGAGUUGCCACACUGA